CAGUGGGGGACCGUGUGCAGUUACCGCUGGGACAAGUCCGAUGCUGCAGUGGUUUGUAGGCAGCUGGGCUGUGGGGGUGCUCUCGAAGCUCCUGGAUAUGCACACUUUGGGCCAGGAUCUGGGCCUAUUUGGAUGGAUGGUGUUCAGUGUAAUGGCAAGGAGUCUGCCUUGUCUGACUGCACACACAGGGGAUGGGGUCAAGCAAACUGCGAUCACAGCUGGGAUGCUGGAGUGACAUGCUCAGGAUUUGUGCGGCUGGUCGGAGGGAACAGCCCCUGCUCAGGAAGUGUGGAGAUCUACGACAGGGACCAGUGGAAAGCUGUCUGUCACUCCCACUUUGGUGCCAAAGCUGCCGAGGUGGUCUGCAGGGAGCUGCAGUGUGGCACAGCCCUGUCUGUCCAUGGGGCAGCUCAGCUGGGAGAAGGGGCCGGUCCUGUCUGGGACAGAGAGCUGCAGUGUGUGGGGAAUGAAUCCGUCCUCUCCUUCUGCCCCACGGAGGCCCCCAAGGACAAGGCCUGCACCCACAGCAAUGGCACUCAUGUCACCUGCACACGGUUCAGGCUGGUGAACGGCAGAACAGCGUGUGAGGGCAGGGUGGAGGUCGCGGUGCUGGGGACAUGGGGGACCCUCUGUGCCUCCCGCUGGGACCUCUCGGAUGCCCACGUUCUGUGUCGGCACCUUGGCUGUGGCUUUGCUGAGUCCAUUCCUGGAGGAGGGCAUUUUGGGAGAGGAACCGGCCCCGUCUGGAGAGACUCGUUCCACUGUGACGGGACUGAAGCCCACCUGGGGCAGUGCCCGGUGACUGCCCUGGGGGCCUCGCCGUGCUCCCAGGAGAACGCUGCUGCUGUCAUUUGCUCAGGCCCGGCUCACCACAUGUCUGUACGGUUGGUGGGCGGAGGGAGCCGGUGCGAAGGGCGCGUGGAGGUCUUCCAGCACGGGAUGUGGGGCAGAGUCCUGGAUGAGCAGUGGGACAUGCAGGAGGCCAGCGUGGUGUGCCGGCAGCUGCAGUGCGGAGAGGCAGAGGCAGCCUACACCCCUGUGAGGGCCGAGCGAGGACGAGGACCUGUGGGGCUGCGUGGGGUGCGGUGUGCAGGGCACGAGGCUGACCUGAGCCUCUGCAACACCUCGCUGCCUCAGAGCACACAGGCAGCAAUCAUGGAGGACGUGGGGGUCGUGUGCCGGGGGAGCCGGCGGGUCCGGCUGGUGGACGGGGCCAGGCGCUGUGCCGGGAGAGUGGAGAUCUACUACCAGGGGCGCUGGGGCACCGUCUGCGACGACGCCUGGGACCUGGCCGACGCCGCCGUCGUUUGCCGCCAGCUGGGCUGCGGAGGGGCCCUGGAGGCAGCCGGCUCUGCUCGGUUUGGGGAGGGCUCCGGGCAGAUCUGGCUGGAUGGCGUCAACUGCUCCGGGGCCGAAGCUGCUCUCUGGGACUGCCCUGCCGAGGCCUGGGGGCAGCACGACUGCAGGCACAAGGAGGACGCGGGAGUCGUCUGUUCAGAGUUCAUGGCCCUGAGGCUGGAGAACAGCGAUGGCUGCUCCAGGCGCCUGCAGGUUUUCUACAAUGGGACGUGA
Anas platyrhynchos (mallard) is the source of this 1572-nucleotide messenger RNA. The record is from RefSeq and is a predicted model, not a curated record. Lineage: Eukaryota; Metazoa; Chordata; Aves; Anseriformes; Anatidae.